Messenger RNA from Nicotiana tabacum (common tobacco), 1803 nucleotides. RefSeq names its product septum-promoting GTP-binding protein 1. Gene Ontology annotation, molecular function: GTP binding; GTPase activity. Lineage: Eukaryota; Viridiplantae; Streptophyta; Magnoliopsida; Solanales; Solanaceae. The record is from RefSeq and is a predicted model, not a curated record.
GCCAAAAAUAAGCACGAGAAUCUUGAAAACCAAAGCUCCCAUAUACACUUCUUCCUCCUCAAAAUAUUCAUGAGAAAUUCACCAGAAAAAUGACUGACCCGACUAAUUCAGAUUCGUGUUGUAAGUCAUGAUCAUGAUUGGAAAUACCAACAAAAAGAUUCGAUUCUGACUUCGUAGAACCGGUGCUGUUGUUGCCUGUGUUGCACGUAGAACCGUCCCCUACUCCCCCAUCCAUUUAAGAGGAGCGCUCCGUAUCAGAAUUUUCUUUCCUUUUCAGGCUCGACUCGAAACGUCUGGUUAAAGAUGUGUCAUCAUCAGCUUUGCCGGAAAGUUGUUCAAGUUAACACUAUAAAGUGGAAAAUAGUUGAAAAAGUUUCUAUUUUUAGAAAGUUUUUAAGGUUCAUUUGGGAAAGAAUUAUGGUUUGUUCAACUGGAAAUUCAGUAAGGUACAGAAGAUUGUCUUCAAAAUUUUCUGAGGAAUUAUUAGCUGUGGAGUCAUCAAAUGAAACAUUAAUUAGUGGAUAUGAUAGUGAUUCAGAUUUAGUUGCAUUGAAGAUUAGUAUUUUGGGUGAUUGCCAGAUUGGGAAAACGAGUUUUGUGAUAAAGUAUGUGGGAGAUGAACAAGAAAAGAGGUGUUUGGAGAUGAAGGGAUUGAAUUUAAUGGAUAAAACAUUAAUUGUACGUGGUGCAAGAAUUUCUUUUAGAAUAUGGGAUGUAGGAGGUAACCAUAAUUCAUAUGAUCAAAUUCCAAUUGCUUGUAAAAAUUCAGUUGCAAUUCUCUUCAUGUUUGAUCUCACUAGUAGAAGUACUUUAAACAAUGUCAUAGAUUGGUACAGUGAAGCAAGAAAGUGGAAUCAGACUGCUAUUCCAAUACUAAUUGGGACCAAGUUUGAUGAUUUUGUCCAGCUUCCACUAGAUAUUCAAUGGUCUGUUGUCACGCAGGCAAGGGCAUAUGCAAAAGCAAUGAAAGCAAGUCUCUUCUUCUCAAGUGCAACUCAUAAUAUCAAUGUGAAUAAGAUCUUCAAAUUCAUUAUGGUCAAGCUCUUUAACUUGCCUUGGACUGUCCAAAGAAAUCUUACCAUUGGUGGUUAACCGGCUGUCGAGGGUGGUCCUUAAUUUGCUUGGGAUGCAAUGGGUGAUGCCGGGCACAGUGAAGGACGUGUUGCAUAGCUGGGUUCACAGGAGGCAGAAGAGAAGUCCAAGGGCAUGGUGUGUUGCCCCAUUAGCAAUCAUGUGGGUUAUUUAGAAUGAGAGAAAUAGGAGGGCAUUUGAAGGGGUGGAACAAGAUUUUGUAAAAUUACAAAAUAGCCUACUGUUUGUUUCUUUUUGGUGUACUCAUGAGUUCCCUAUUUGUAUAGAGGAUUGAAUCUCUUUUGUUGAGAACCAUAUUUGGUGUAGGUUCUCUUCUUUUGGUAUAUGGCUUGUAUACGGGGUUUCUCCCAAUUGUUAAUAAAAUAUUUACCUUAUCAAAAAAAUGUAAUAUUCCAGUAUGUUUGGAAUAUCUGUAAUGAUGAUGCUAAUAUAUGCACGAUUCACCAGGACUCAAAAGUUAAAUUCAUUAGAGAAUGCAAAUUUAUCUAAGAUGUAAUUGUGAUGCUUUCUCCUCCAGACUGACCUUGCAGACACACAAACAAUUAAAUUAACCUUUUUUCUAUUAGAACAGAUGUAAUUGUAGCCAAGCUAACUCCUUGAUGUUCAAGCACAAUUUAAUCUACUCACAAAAGAGACAGGAGGGAGCAAGUCUAAAUCAUAUUGCUCAAAUAAGCAUGAGAAUGAUGGCAAUUUACUCCGGCAAAUUCAGCA